This is a messenger RNA of Miscanthus lutarioriparius, 1239 nucleotides long. The record is from the annotation of a GenBank genome assembly. Lineage: Eukaryota; Viridiplantae; Streptophyta; Magnoliopsida; Poales; Poaceae.
AUGGCCGCCGGCUCCGGCCCCGACCCGGCCGCGGAAGCGCAGCCCCCGCCGCCGAUCCACCACCUGCCGCCGGACGCGCUCCACAACGUGCUGCUCCGGUUGCAGCUGCGCGACGCCGUCGUGUGCCGCCCAGUCUCGCGCCUCUUCCACGAGACCCUCUCGCCGCAGCUCCUCGCGCUGCUCCCCACCCUGCGCCUCCUCCUCCUCCGCCACCCGCGCCCCGACGGCGGCGGCUGCCUCCACGCCUUCGACCCCGCGCGCCGCACCUGGCUCCGCCUCCCCUUCGCCCACUUCCUCCCCUACCAGUCCUUCUCCCCCGUCGCCUCCUCCACGUCGCUCCUCUACCUCUGGGUCGAGACCUCCUCCUCCACCUCGCCCCUGGCCCUCCCGUCCACCUCCACCUCCGCCUCCUCCGCCGCCGCGCCCGCGCACCCGCCCAAAUCGCUCGCCGUCUGCAACCCCUUCGCCGGCACGUACCGCCUCUUGCCCCAGCUCGGAUCCGCCUGGGCGCGCCAUGGCACCGUCCUCGCCGGCCCCGGCGGCACGGUGCUCGUCCUCACCGAGCUCGCUGCGCUGUCCUACACCCCCUCCGGAUCCGGCAAGUGGAUGAAGCAUCCCCUCUCACUGCCGUCCAAGCCGCGGAGCCCCAUACUGGCCUCCGCCGCCGCCGCCGUCUUCGCCCUCUGCGACGUCGGCACGCCGUGGCGCAGCCAGUGGAAGCUCUUCUCCUGCCCGCUUGCCAUGCUCACCGGGGGCUGGGCGCCCGUGGAGCGAGCAGCGUGGGGAGACGUCUUCGAGGUCCUCAAGCGUCCUCGACUCCUUGCUGGGGCCGGCGGCCGCCGGGUCCUUAUGAUCGGCGGCCUCAGGUCUUCGUUCGCCAUGGACGCGCCGUGCUCCACGGUGCUCAUACUCCGCCUAGAUCUGACUACCAUGGAGUGGGACGAAGCUGGGCGCAUGCCGCCCAAUAUGUACCGCUGCUUCACUGGCCUCUGCGAGGCUGCUUCACAGGGCAACGCCAUGCCCGCUGCUGCUGCCGGGGGAAACAAUAAGGUCAAGGUUUUUGGAGGCGAUGGGAAGGUGUGGUUUGCUGGUAAGCGAGUGCGCGGGAAGCUUGCAAUGUGGGAGGAAGAUGAGAUGGGUAGUGGUGGCAAGUGGGACUGGGUGGAUGGCGUUCCUGGUUAUGGUGAUGGUGUAUACCGUGGAUUUGUGUUCGAUGGUGGGUUCACAGCGAUUCCUUGA